This is a messenger RNA of Cololabis saira (Pacific saury), 2011 nucleotides long. RefSeq names its product multidrug and toxin extrusion protein 1-like. Gene Ontology annotation, biological process: xenobiotic detoxification by transmembrane export across the plasma membrane. The transcript has 16 exons. Gene Ontology annotation, molecular function: xenobiotic transmembrane transporter activity; antiporter activity. Gene Ontology annotation, cellular component: membrane. Lineage: Eukaryota; Metazoa; Chordata; Actinopteri; Beloniformes; Belonidae. The coding region runs from base 1 to 1758 and encodes 585 amino acids. The record is from RefSeq and is a predicted model, not a curated record.
AUGGAUCGUAGUUCGGGUGGAGGUAGCGGAGCUGUGAGCGGACCCUCUGCGGCUCAGCUCCCCGGGGAACGACGCGCCGGACCGGGACGCGUCUGCGGCUUCAUCCCGCCGGACUACCGGAGCGAGCUGGUGCAGCUCCUGAAACUGGCAGGGGACCGGUGGCUCCUGUGUUUGAUAUCGUUUUUACAGGUUCUUUCUCAGCUGAUGGUGUUCAUGAUCAGUAUCAUCAGUGUGGUGUUCUGUGGUCAUCUAGGAAAAACAGAGCUGGCGGGAGUUUCACUGGCUUCUGCGGUGGUCAACUGCACUGGAAUUUCUAUUGGCACUGGUUUGUCCGCCACCUGCGAUACCCUCAUAUCUCAGACCUACGGCAGUGGUAACUUGAAGCGCGUGGGUGUGAUUCUCCAGAGGGGCGUUCUGAUUCUGCUGCUGGCCUGUUUCCCCUGCUGGGCCGUCCUCAUCAACACUGAGCCUCUCUUACUCGCUGCCAAGCAGAGCCCAGAAGUCGCCAGUCUUGCUCAGCUGUAUGUGAAGAUCUUCAUGCCGGCCCUUCCAGCUGCUUUUAUGUACAUGCUGGAAGGGAAGUAUCUACAGAAUCAGGGAAUUAUGUGGCCUCAGGUCAUAACUGGAAUAGCGGGAAACGUCCUCAAUGCAAUCUUCAACUACAUCUUCCUGUAUCCUCUGGAGCUGGGUGUGGCUGGAUCAGCAGCAGCCAAUGCCAUCUCCCAGUACAUGCUGGCUUUAAUUCUCUACGUUUACAUCUGCUGGAGGGGUCUUCACAAAGCCACAUGGGGAGGCUGGUCCCUUGACUGUCUGCAGGAGUGGGACCUCUUCAUCAAGUUGGCCAUUCCCAGCAUGCUCAUGGUCUGUCUGUCGUGGUGGAUAUUUGAAAUCGGAGGAAUCUUGGCAGGAAUGAUCAGUGAGGUGGAGCUGGGCGUUCAGUCCGUUGCGUACCAGCUCUGCAUUAUGGCGUACAUGUGCCCUCUGGGGUUCUCUGUCGCUGCCAGCGUGCGUGUCGGAAAUGCUCUCGGUGCAGGAAACACAAGGCAGGCCAAGCUAUCCUGCAAGGUCCCCAUCGUCUGUGCAUUUGCAAUUGCUUGCUUUGUUGGACUUUGCUUCGCCAUCGGCAGAAAUGUCAUUGGAUACGUUUUCACCUCGGAUCAAGAAAUUGUUGAGAGAGUUGCAGAUGUCAUAUAUAUAUCUGGGUUUAUGCAUGUCGGCGAUGCCACCGCGGCUGUGGCUGCAGGAGGUCUCAGAGGAGCAGGGAAGCAGCUCUUUGGUGCUGCAUGUAAUUUCGUUGGGUUCUAUAUCAUUGGGUUCCCAAUUGGCGUGUCCCUCAUGUUUGCUGCAAACAUGGGGAUUGAAGGAUUCUGGCUGGGACUUACCAUUUGCGUGGUCCUGCAGGCCGCUUGCUUUAUCACAUUUUUGUGCAAACUUGACUGGAAAAAAGCUUCAGAAGAGGCUUGCGUGAGAGCAGGAGUCCUCGUCAUAGAAGACGAAGACGCGCUGGAUUUGGAACGUUCUGGAACAAAUCGUGACGGGAGCCGGGUCAGUACCAUGUGGUCAAAGCCUGCGGAGGAGGGGGACGUGGAUCCAGGUGUUUCCGGUCCACACCAGAGAACAUUCAUCACGGUCACAGUGGGAGAUGUUCUGUCAGGAAAACAACUGUUCGUACGGCGAGGCCUGGCACUUGUGAUCAUGAUCAUCAUCCUUGUGGUGGGAGUUGUCCUCAGCGACUGGCUCGUCAGCAAAUUAAAGUGACUAAAGUGAUGGAAAAUUUAGCCUUGGCCACUUGAUUAAACCAAAAAUACUGUGAGAAGGAAAUUUAACCUUGAACAGAGAACAGAGACUGCAGACUGGUACUUUGUCCCGAAAAGAUUAACUCUGUUGUUCUGAACUGUAAGGAUUAAUCUUCAUUUAUGCUUUAAAGUCAUUAUGCUUCCUUUGUUUCAUUGUUAUUCUGCAUCGAGACGCCUGAUGUAUGUUCUGACCCUAUUGCAUGCAACAGCUUAAU